AUGUUCAUCCCAUCGCUGAGACGUGCCGUUGCCGUCUCGUUGACGUGCGCCAUCUUCGUCACUGUCCUCUUGACAAGCCACCAAUUGAGUUGGGAACAAGACAUCUUCGGCUCGUCUUAUCUUGCGGGGAACGAGAGCCAACACACUCCUGCCGCGAAGUCGCAGGAACGCAGCUCGAAAUUCGCAUACGCGCAAUAUGCGACGGACUUGGAUUAUCUAUGCAACGCUGUCAUCAACUUCAAUCGCCUUCAGAAAUUCGGCGCCGAAAAUGACAUGGUCUUGAUUUUCCCCUCUUCAUGGACGGAAGGGAAGAAGGCGGAGGCAAAAGCAAUUCGCAGCAUUCGUUCCAACCAUCCCCGAGUCAUUUUGAGGCCAUUCGACUACGUCCGGAUCUCCAAAACGAAAGCGAGCGCAACGUGGGCCGACAGUCUCAACAAGUUUCAUGCCUUCGACCUUACCGAGUACGAGCGAGUCAUGAUAUUCGACUCUGACAGCCAAGUGCUGAACAAUAUGGACUCUUUCUUUCAAUCGCCCAGGGCCAGCGUGGCUGUCCCCCAAGCAUACUGGUUGAACGAACACGAUGUGCCUGCAGCUGAACGGGUGCUCAGCUCGCAUGUCAUGCUUAUCGAGCCGAACAAGACAACGCACGACAGACUCAUCGAAGAAUCGCUGUCGUCCGGAAAGCUCGAUAUGGAUUUGGUGAACAUUAUGUUCAAGGAUACGGCAAGCAUACUGCCUCACCGUCGACUGGCCCUUCUGACGGGAGAGUUUCGCGAUGAUGACCAUCAGAAGUACCUAGGCCAGCACGAUGACAGUUGGGAUCCGGUGGAAGAGGUGUCAAAGUCUUACCUGGUGCAUUUCAGCGACUGGCCAAUGCCAAAGCCUUGGAGACCGCGCACGAAGAAACAGUGGGAGGCUGCUCUCCCCGGUUGCCCAGAGAAUGAGGUCACGACUGGUCAUCGGCAAUGCGCCAACCAAGACGUGUGGAGUGGGUUCUAUGAGGACUACGAUUCCGACAGAAAACGAUACUGCAAGCGCUGGGGAUGA
Molecule: messenger RNA, 1047 nt
Organism: Colletotrichum chrysophilum
Lineage: Eukaryota; Fungi; Ascomycota; Sordariomycetes; Glomerellales; Glomerellaceae
Exons: 2
Coding region: 1-1047 (348 amino acids)
Molecular function (GO): glycosyltransferase activity
Source: RefSeq, a predicted model, not a curated record